AUGGAGUCCCCACCGAAGCCUUCCUCCCAGCAAGGAGACACCAGCGAUGAGAAGAUGAAUUCCGUCAAACGGCUGCUCGAUGAGACAGACAACCCUGGUAAAGCGACUGUCGUUCUCAAUCUCCAGGAAUCUACCUCUGACCCAGAAUCUAACCAAGACGAAGACGACUCAUCUGACGAGGAUGACCCAUGGCUUAAUGCUGGAGCACAGCCCGGAGUCCCCGCGACCCGUGAGCACGGCAUCUCCGAGGCCGAGGUGUCCAACGGCCAUGCCGCAGAGUACUACCAGGAGAGAAACACCCACGAUCCCGGCUCAUGGGAACAUGCGCUAGCCCUGGCUGAACAAGAUGAUGCCGUGGGACACACAGCGUCAGUCGGCACAAAUCCAUGCCUCAGUUGCGUCCUUUGCCCAUGUCGUCUCCUCGCCACUAUUGGAAAGUCGUGCGCCGAUAUUCCUCGGAAGAUGCGCAAAUCUGGCAACACCGACACUGAGAAGGGACAACCGAUGGCACCUAAUCGCUUUGAGCUCUACCUAAAGAAGGCCUUGUUUGAAGAAGCGGUCAAUAUUUCAACUACCGUUGACGAGCCUGGAUGGGCCAAUGAUUCCGAUCCUUCAAUGCAUACUGUUGUUUUUCCCGGAUGGAAUGAUCCCGCCGAAGAGUUCAAACUGCAGCCACUGGGGAAAUUCGUGGCCGAGACUAAGAAAGCUCUAGACGAUUUUCUCGAACAUUUCCAAUUCGGUGGUAAUCUCACAGCUAUGGGCAAUAGAGGUGGCUUCACGUCCACAGGCUUACCGAGCCUCUUGAAGAAGUCAUUCACAACGGCGGAAGAUCAAGAUCUCGCGCUCAAGUGCUUUGACAAUGGCGAGGUGCCUCCACCGCAGAUCAUCAAGGUCUCGAACCAAGCCACGCCAUGGUCCAGCAGUGGAGGUGGACGGCGCCAAGCUCUGCGGGUGCCUGAGCAGACUACCGAGUAUAGCUCGGGCGAAGGGCUGAUCGCGACGAUCCCCCAGAUGAUCGGCCUGCUCCACCUGCAAUAUCAAACCUUGACCAGGCUUGUUUCGUCGCAGGCUUUUGUCUUUGAGAAGCCUAUCGAUUCUAGUGGGGGGCUGCUUCGGAGGGGAAUUUUGCUCAAGGGGCGACCGGAAGGGUUAUCGCAUAUUGGGCAGAAUACGAGGAUUGCUGUCUUGUUUCCGAUGGAUAGUGCUUGGGUCAGAGAGCAAUUCUUCUGGGCGUGA
Fusarium vanettenii 77-13-4 is the source of this 1236-nucleotide messenger RNA. RefSeq lists its product as uncharacterized. NCBI's taxonomy places the organism in Eukaryota, Fungi, Ascomycota, Sordariomycetes, Hypocreales, Nectriaceae. The transcript has 3 exons. The record is from RefSeq and is a predicted model, not a curated record. The coding region runs from base 1 to 1236 and encodes 411 amino acids.